This is a messenger RNA of Salvia miltiorrhiza (redroot sage), 886 nucleotides long. RefSeq lists its product as uncharacterized. NCBI's taxonomy places the organism in Eukaryota, Viridiplantae, Streptophyta, Magnoliopsida, Lamiales, Lamiaceae. The record is from RefSeq and is a predicted model, not a curated record. Bases 250 to 762 code for a protein of 170 amino acids. The transcript is spliced from 4 exons.
CCGUCGAAUUUCGACGGGUUACACACUAGUACUUUCUAUCAACUAAUUACAAAGAAAACGACUGCAGUGUUGCGAAGAAUAAAUCAAAGUCUUCUCUCGCUCUUGAAAUUGGGGUUUAAUUCCUUCUCGAUUUAGGAAUUGGGGGUUAACUCAGAUUUUUGCAGAGAGAAGCGAAUUUACUUUUCAGAUCUGAGGUUCUAGUGAAUUUGAUACAAAAAUUUGUCGGCGCGAUUGUUUAGGGCUUUGUGGAUGGAUCAAAUUCUCAACAAGGUGGGUUCAUACUGGUUGGGUCAAAAAGCAAACAAGGAAAUCAACUCCGUUGGCGAUGAUAUUAACUCGUUGGGUUCUAGUAUCGAAGGAGGAGCCAAAUGGCUGGUGAACAAGUUAAAAGGUAAAAUGCAGAAACCACUGCCUGAACUCCUAAAGGAGUAUGAUCUACCCGUAGGUAUAUUCCCCCGCGAUGCAACCAACUACGAGUUCAACGAGGAGACUGGAAAGCUCAUUGUUUACAUUCCAUCAGUAUGUGAAGUGGGCUACAAGGAUUCAUCUGUAUUGCGUUUCUCGACCAUGGUGACCGGUUAUCUGGAGAAGGGCAAGCUGGUGGACAUCGAAGGGAUCAAGACUAAGGUGAUUGUUUGGGUUAAAGUUACUUGUAUCUCAUCCGAAAAAUCGAAGAUCAAUUUCACUGCCGGAGUGAAGAAAUCCAGAAGCAGAGAUGCAUACGAGGUUCUUAGAGAUGGUAUAGGCAUAGACAAGUUCUAACACUACUCUGCAAGUCAUGAUUCGAUCCCAUGUUGUAAUACUCUUGAGAAGAUUUCUACUCUUUCGACGUUAAGGUUUAAUGAUGACUCUAAUCGAUGUGGUAAAUACGCCCUCCGUUUCAAUA